CAAGGAUACACCAACCUAGUGAAUGCCCUGUUCAGAGAAUAUCCACACAUUGGAGACCCUAAAUGUUGGAGGAUGUCCCUUCGUACCAAGAUGAAAAAUAUUCGAAUGCCAUUAGAACUGAAUAAUGUGCAAUUCCUUAAAAAAAAAUUUGGUUGCCUAGGGACAGGAGGUCGUAAGAGGGUUGCAGAAACAGUGGAUGAAGAAAGAGAGGCCUGUAAGAAAAGACAGAAACUUAAGAUUGAUUUAGAAGGUCCUGGGGAUGAUGAAGUGACUACACUCAGCCACAUAGAUAUUUUAAAGGCUGAAUAUAAAAAAGGAUCACCUGAUCUUGCUAUGAUUGCAAGAAAAAUGGAGAGGACAUUUGCCUUCAGAUGGAAGAAGAUCAAUGAUCCAAAUUUGUCUGUGGAAGACAUCCUCUUAGAUUUUCCUGCUCUAAGGGAAAGAAAUUUUCUUGCAGGGGAAGCUGAACGCCAUGGUAUUUUCAAGCCUCUUUGGAAUACCUACCUCAAGUUACAGACGUCAUUGAUCGAGUUAAUGAAGUAUGCAAAGUGCCGCUCCAAAAACUACAAAAGACACUACUCAGAGUAUCAAGAAGGCAUGGAUAGCACUUUGGAUGAAGAUCAGAGAACUGAUUUCUGCGUACGGUUUGCUUUGCAGCUUCUGCCAUCACUCUUUAAAGAGAAUGAAGAAUAUCUUCUAGUUCAUUCACAAGAGGAAAUAAAAUCUCCAGCCCCAGUCCUCACCUUUCAAGGAGGAGAAUAUCAGCUUCACAUCAAUGGCAGCUCUGUUUUUUCUAGGCAAAACUCCAAGUUUACAAAUGCUUUUGAAUGUAUGUUUCAGUCAUAUUUUGUAUUUUCAUUGGAAUAUCCAAAACCAAUUGAAAAAACUUUGUUAUUCUUGGAAUCAUAUAUAUUUCAACAUAACUGCAAAUUACCCUCUUCUGUUUGUACAUGGGCAAAAAAAAUUGGCAUGGCAUAAUAAUGAGUCUACAUGUGGUUGCUUUUCCUUAUGUUAUGAAUUUAAAAUAGAUGAUAAUAUGCAUAUUAUACUGACUUUGUUUUUUGUAAAUGAAAACUACUGAGAUGGCAAUUUUUCUGUCCGUCCGCGCUUUUCCUGUCUGCCCUCAGAUCUUGAAAACUACUGAGGCUAGAGGGCUGCAAAUUAGUAUGCUCAUCAUACAGCCUCCAAUCAUCAAAUAUACUAAAUUGCUGUCCUCUAGCCUCAGUAUAUAUUAUAACUGAGAAUGUUUAAUCAAGUGACUUUUGGCAACAAUGUAAACUUGCUUCAAAAU
Macrobrachium nipponense is the source of this 1291-nucleotide messenger RNA. RefSeq lists its product as uncharacterized. The transcript is spliced from 6 exons. The record is from RefSeq and is a predicted model, not a curated record. Lineage: Eukaryota; Metazoa; Arthropoda; Malacostraca; Decapoda; Palaemonidae. The coding region runs from base 73 to 978 and encodes 301 amino acids.